AUGACAAGCUUGAUGACGAUGGAAUUCAUUUCGCCUGGAAUGCGUGUUUCUGGCGAUGACGUCAUUAUCGGCAAAACCGUGGCUCUUCCUGAAGUUGACGACGAUCUGGAUGCUAGUAGUAAGAAGUACACAAAACGUGAUGCAUCAACAUUCCUUCGCAGUUCUGAGACCGGAAUUAUUGACCAGGUCAUGGUCUCCCUUAACACUGACGGUAAUAAAUUUGUGAAAAUUCGUGUGCGUUCAGUGAGGUUGCCACAAAUCGGUGACAAAUUUGCAUCACGGCAUGGCCAAAAGGGUACCAUGGGUAUUAUGUAUAGACAGGAAGAUAUGCCAUUCACCUGUGAAGGACUAACGCCUGAUAUCAUCAUUAAUCCACACGCUGUACCAUCUCGUAUGACGAUUGGCCAUUUAAUCGAAUGUCUGCAGGGCAAGCUGUCAGCAAACAAGGGUGAAAUUGGUGACGCGACUCCUUUCAACGAUACUGUAAACGUACAGAAAAUCAGUAACUUAUUGCAAGAAUACGGGUAUCAUUUAAGAGGAAACGAAGUGAUAUUCUUCUUUGGACCAACAUAUUAUCAACGCCUGAAACACAUGGUAGACGACAAGAUCCAUUCACGUGCCAGGGGACCAAUUCAGAUGAUGAAUAGGCAGCCUAUGGAGGGUCGAGCGAGGGAUGGCGGUUUGCGUUUCGGUGAGAUGGAGCGCGAUUGUCAGAUCUCCCAUGGAGCAGCGCAAUUCCUUCGGGAACGUCUCUUCGAAGUGUCUGACCCGUACCACGUGUACAUUUGCAACAAUUGCGGCCUUAUCGUUGUUGCAAACCUCCGAACGAACAGCUUCGAAUGCAAGGCUUGUCGUAACAAGACGCAGGUGUCGGCUGUUCGUAUACCGUAUGCCUGCAAGCUAUUGUUCCAAGAGCUGAUGUCGAUGUCAAUUGCUCCACGGCUCAUGGUGGACGCUUGA
Molecule: messenger RNA, 960 nt
Organism: Ostertagia ostertagi
Lineage: Eukaryota; Metazoa; Nematoda; Chromadorea; Rhabditida; Trichostrongylidae
Source: the annotation of a GenBank genome assembly